Molecule: messenger RNA, 2883 nt
Organism: Fundulus heteroclitus (mummichog)
Lineage: Eukaryota; Metazoa; Chordata; Actinopteri; Cyprinodontiformes; Fundulidae
Product: UDP-glucuronosyltransferase 2C1-like
Exons: 4
Coding region: 256-1839 (527 amino acids)
Molecular function (GO): UDP-glycosyltransferase activity
Source: RefSeq, a predicted model, not a curated record
GCCAUACAAAUAACUUUUGCUGUUUAUACAGCUUUCUUGAUGAAGCGGCAUAAGAAACAAAACAGCAUUUAUUUGGUGUUAUCAUUAGAAUCUUAAACAGCUACUUAUACAGGUAGUGUACCAUAUUUACAAGCAAAAGAACAGAUCGUCUCUGAAGCAGGAGUUUGAACUCAAAUUUGGAUCUACUGGAUUACCCUGAACAUACUGUCAGUGUGGUUUUAAGGACAGCCGUUGCCACUCCUGAUAUCAGGAGCCAUGUCUCUAAAUCGUUUUGGGGGUAUAAUUAUAUUCUCAUUACACCUGAUUCUAUUCACAUCCCAUUGCGAUGGGGGAAACAUACUAGUCUUCCCUGUGGAUGGCAGCCACUGGAUUAAUAUGAAGAUCCUGCUAGAAGAACUUCAUGCCAGGGGACACAACAUCAGUGUGAUCAGGGCCUCCACAAGCUGGUACAUCCCAGAAAAAUCCCCCCUCUACACAACCAUCACGAUUGAAAUGGACGAAGGUCAAGAAAACUUUUUUGACAUAUACCUACAGGAGCAUAUGAGGGCACAACGAGAAGGCGCUUCACUGAUGACUUACUUGAAGCUCACUAAGAAUUCCCUUUCCAUGAUUACCAAAGCCCAUUUGGUGUGGUGUGAUGCUACAGCUAAGAUUUUUCAGAAUCAGAAUUUGGUUAAAAGCUUAAAAGAUUCCCAAUAUGAUUUGGUUCUUGCUGAUCCAGCCAUGGGUUCAGGGCCUUUGUUAGCUAAAUAUCUUAAACUGCCUUUAGUCCUUAAUGUCCGCUGGAUAACUAGUGGAGAAGGUCACUUUGUGUUGGCUCCUUCACCCCUUUCCUACAUCCCAGUACCUGGAUCUGGCUUAACAGACAAAAUGAAUUUCAUCCAAAGGCUGAAAAACCUGUUUUUCUAUAGCAUCAUAUUGUUCCAGGAGUUUCUCGUGGGACCUAUCUAUGCUGAUAUGUGUGAUAAAUAUAUAGAGGGUGGAUGUGACAUUAUCUCACUGCUUCAAGAUGCAGACAUCUGGCUCUUCAGGUCAGAUUUUGUCUUUGAAUUCCCUCGGCCAACAAUGCCAAACAUUGUCUACAUUGGAGGGUUCCAGUGCAAGCCUGCACAGCCUCUGCCAGCGGACCUGGAGGAGUUUGUUCAGAGUGCAGGAGAACAUGGGGUCAUCAUUAUGACUCUGGGAACUUUGGUAAACGCAUUACCCAAAGAGGUUGCAGAUGAAAUUGCCAGUGUUUUUGCCAAGAUGCCCCAAAAGGUGAUCUGGAGGCACAGGGGAGACCGUCCCUCUACUCUGGGCAACAACACUCUAAUAGUGGACUGGAUGCCACAGAAGGAUCUUCUUGGCCACCCACAGAUCAAAGUCUUUGUAGCUCACGGAGGAACAAAUGGAGUCCAGGAAGCCAUUUACUAUGGAGUACCUGUGCUUGGCAUACCCUUGUUCUUUGACCAGUAUGACAACCUUCUACGUUUGCAGGAAAGAGGAGCUGCAAAGAUUAUUCAGCUUCAUGAAGUUAGUGGCCACACCUUUGAAGGAGGUCUUAAGGAAGUGCUCUAUAAAGACAGCUACAGGCAGAACAUGCAAAGACUGUCCCAUUUACACAGAGAUCAGCCAGUGCCACCCAUGGAUCAGGCCACUUUCUGGGUAGAGUAUGUGAUGCGCCACAAAGGGGCCCCUCACCUACGUACACAGGCUUACAAGAUGCCUUGGUACUCAUACCAUUCCUUGGACGUACUAGUUUUUUUGAUGACUGUUGCAAUGGUCUUCCUCUUGUCUGUUUUUGCUAUUACAAGAUUUCUAUGCUGCACAAGGAAGAAAUCCAAAACCAAACAAAGUUAACUUCUGUCAAUCUUGUUUAGAUGUAUAGCAGUCGUACAAAUUUACUUUUCCAAGAAAAAUGUAUAUAAAUCUUUUUUUUUUUCUUUUUACAAUAUCCCCAGGGGUAGACAAUGUAAAUUAUAUUUUUUAAAUACAAAUGCACUUAUCAGGGGUGAGGGAUUAAGUUGUCUCUCAUCACUAGUGUUUACUCCUAUGUACCUCCAGUCACAUAGUCAAAGGUUCAAGGGCAAUCUUAACAGUUUAGUAGGAGUAAUCUACUGAUAUUGUCCGUCAGGGGCGAUUCUAGGAUCUGACCUUUAGGGGUGCUCAGCCCCCAGUGUUUACUGUGAUUCCUGGCAUGAACAACAGGCUUUCCAUUUUUAGUCUAGAUGUAAGAUUCUUAGAGUUGACACACUUUUCAGCUAAAGCAAUUGGCCCCUGAUGGGAGACUGCAGUCUAACGCUUUAAAAUCACCCCACAAUCACCUUAAUGUUACUGCCUACUUGCACACUAUCGUCUCAGAAUAUCUAAAUGCACAUUGCUGUAAACAAGACCUCAAUCAUCGUUGUUCAAUAAGCACCUUACUACCUUAUUAUCUGUUAUUUGAGACUUUCCUGAACACAAAAAAUUAUUUAACCCUCAGUCAACGCCUGUUUGUUUGUCAGUUCUUGCCUUCCUUAUGUGUAAUCUGAAACGGUAGCCAAAAAGAAUUUUUGCCACGCAGUGACACUAGAAUACUUUUGACUUUGACUUUUUCUUACCUCAUUAUCUGUUAUCUGUGACUCAUGAAGAACAACUAGGUCAUACAACUUUUGAGUCAUCCUUUUAUUUUUGAAUAUCUCUUGAACACUAAGGAAAAACAACAACAUUGUAACCCUUGUUCAUUGCCUGUUUCUUUGUCUGGUUGCCUUCAUUAUGUGUACUCUGAACCGGAGUGCCCAAAGACAAGUUUCGCCAUGGUAACACACAGUGACAAUAAAGACUCUUUGGAUCUUUAAAUCUGCUUGCUCCUGAAAAGGCUUCCUGCUUGCACCAGGUCUUUGUAAAUAAACUCUUUAUACCCAA